Molecule: messenger RNA, 474 nt
Organism: Eimeria tenella
Lineage: Eukaryota; Apicomplexa; Conoidasida; Eucoccidiorida; Eimeriidae
Exons: 2
Coding region: 1-474 (157 amino acids)
Source: RefSeq, a predicted model, not a curated record
AUGUGGCUGCCCAGCAGCCCCAGGGGCCCCGGGGGCCCCUGGGCCCCCAAAGAGGGGCCCCCCGGCUCUCAAAAUGACUUUGUGACCCCCGUGGGGGCCCCCGAGGAGGCCCCUCUGCGGGCCCCCGAGGGCACUGGGGGCCCCCUGGGGGGCCCCCAUCUGCAGCCUUUACCCCUGGAAAGGGGGGCCCCUCUGCUGCUUUUGGGUACUCAAGAAAAGCAAAAGGGGAGAAGCCCCCUGCUGGGCUCAAAGGAGACAGGACCACAGACCCCCGAGCAAGAAGUAAAGGGGAGGGGGCCCCCCAGGGGGGCCCCCACGGGGGCCCCCACAGAGGGGCCCCCGGGGGCCCCCACAGGGGCCCCCACAGGGACCCCAAAGAAGACCCAAGAUGGCGUUGCUGCUGUUCUUGCUGCUGUCCGGCGUGCCCGAGUGAAGCAGACGCUGCGGAAUAAGGGACCUAAAGUUCAGGGCUAG